This is a messenger RNA of Boeremia exigua, 3994 nucleotides long. RefSeq names its product P-loop containing nucleoside triphosphate hydrolase protein. Gene Ontology annotation, molecular function: ATP hydrolysis activity; ATP binding. NCBI's taxonomy places the organism in Eukaryota, Fungi, Ascomycota, Dothideomycetes, Pleosporales, Didymellaceae. The record is from RefSeq and is a predicted model, not a curated record. Bases 281 to 3646 code for a protein of 1121 amino acids. The transcript has 3 exons.
UAAUAAAGCCCGCUCUCUUCGUUAAGACGGCCCCCCAACGCACUUUUUCAGGGCCUCCGGAUUUCGUGCCCUUCCUUUUUGUUCUUGUAUAGACUCUCCACUCUUCGGGAGCGUCUCACGAGCACGAUACCCUUUGUCUUUGUGUUGCUUUCUGCACUUUUGGGCUGCUACGCUUCGCCCGUGUCUGCACUUCUGUAUCGAUAAGAAAAGUAAAAGACCCCUCCAAAAAGAAGCGCAGCGACAGUCAGCUUCGCAGCACACACAAGACCGUACGCGGGAUAUGCCACACUCUGAGUCGCCUACCAUGGCCUCUCCUAUCGUCGUCGACAAGAGCGGCGCGGCGCCUGCGCCCUCCCAGGAGGACGUCCAGGCGUUCCUGACCAGCAUCGUCACCGCAAAGACAUCGCACGCCUCGGUCGACGCUGCCUACGCCCUCACCGAGGUCCUCCAGAACUCUGUUGGCUUCCGUGGCCUCCAGGCAUAUGGCGUCCUCGACUCGCUCAAGAAGUCGGCAACCAACAAGAAAGACCCUGUCCAGAGGGAGGGCGCCAUGAACGGCAUCGGCGCACUUUUCGAGCGCUUCCCGCGCUCGCAGAAGCUGACCGAGGCUAUCUUCCUGGUUCAGGACGAGACACUGUUCCCCCUCACAGUCGACUCGCUCUCGGACAAGGCCGCCCCCGUCAGGGAGUCGGCCAAGUACGCGCUCGACUCGCUGUUCGACAACCUCUCUGCUGAGGCCAAAGUUUUCGGUCUUCUGCCUGCAGUUAUGAAAUACCUUGGCAAGAAGUCUGGAAAAUGGCAGGGCGCCGUUGGUGCGCUCGAGCUGAUCGGCCGCAUGGCCGAUAAGGCCAAGAUCGGCAUGGAGAGCCUGGAGGUCGAGCUGGAGAAGGAUGUUCUCCGCGAGGCCAUGGGUAAGAAGCUCGAGGGACUCAUCCCUAUUGUCGAGAGCUUCAUGCACGAUCUUAAGUCUGAGGUCGCAAAGCAGGCGGUCAAGACAAUGAACAGCCUCACCACCCUCCUCCAGAACGACGACAUCGCUCCCCGGAUACCUCUGCUUGUCAAGGCCAUCGAGGACCCCUCCACACAGAGUCUGCAGAAGGCUAUUCACGCUCUUUCGCAGACCACCUUCGUCGCCAUCGUGACGUCGCCUGUCCUCGCCAUGGUCACACCUCUGCUUGAGCGCUCCCUCAACAACCCCAACACAACACAGGAGGUCACUCGCCAGACUGUUGUAGUCGUCGAGAACUUGACCAAGCUCGUUCACGACCCCAUCGAGGCUCGUGCUUUCCUCCCCAAGCUGAGGCCCGGUGUCAAGGCUGUCCUCGAUCGCGCUUCCAUGCCCGAAGUUCGUGAGAUUGGCGGUCGUGCGCUGGCUGUCAUCGAUGCCGCCACCGCAGAUCAGGACGGAAACGUCGAGCACGGUGCUCUUGCCCGUGUUUCGCCUUCCGAGGUCUCCCUUGUUCUGGAGAAGCACGUCAAGGAGGCUGGCGGUCUGCUGGACUUCCCUGGUGAUGCUGAACUCUGGACAUCUGCAAAGGCUUACAUUUCCGCCAUGAUCGCUGAGGAUGUGCAUGAGCGCCAGAUCAAGCGCAUUCCUUCGCUCGUUGCUCCCUACCUCAAGCCUUUGAUGGGCCCUGAUGCCGCUGAGAAGGUCUCAGAGGCUGUUUCUCAAUUCUACAUUGACGAGGAUCAUCGCAAGUUCGGUCAGCCGGUCGUCGAGGACGAUGGAGAGACCGAAAUUGUCAACGCAACCUUCUCUCUCGGGUACGGUGGUAUGUUGCUUCUCUCGCACACCAACCUGCGUCUGCUCAAGGGCCACCGCUACGGUCUUUGCGGCCGCAACGGUGCUGGAAAGUCUACGCUCAUGCGCAGUAUCGCCAACGGCAAGCUCGAGGGAUUUCCUCCUCAGGACGAGGUCAGGACCUGCUUUGUCGAGCACAACCAGGGCGAAGACGCCGAGAUCACAAUUCUCGAAUACAUCGUCAAUGAUCCUCGCUUCAAGGACGAGACUCAGGAGCGUAUUUCCGAGGUUCUGGAGGAAGUUGGCUUCACUGCUGGUCCUGAAGGCAGGCAAUCUCACAAGGUUGGCUCCCUGUCCGGAGGAUGGAAGAUGAAGCUCGCUUUGGCGCGUGCUAUGCUUAUGCGCGCGGACGUCUUGUUGCUCGACGAGCCUACUAACCACUUGGACGUUGCCAACGUUGCUUGGCUGCAGGAGUACCUCAAGAGCCACACUGAAAUCACCAGCUUGAUCGUUUCUCACGACUCUGGGUUCCUCGACGCUGUCUGCACAGACAUCUACCACUACGAGCAGAAGAAGCUUGUUAACUACAAGGGUAACCUUGCCGAUUUCGUCAGGCAGAACCCCGAAGGCAAGAGCUACUACACCCUCUCUGCGUCGCUCGUCCAGUUCAAGUUCCCCCCUCCUGGUAUCUUGACCGGAGUCAAGUCUAACACUCGCUCUAUCCUUCGUAUGACCGACUGCACAUUCACAUACCCUGGCGCGGCAAAGCCGUCGCUCUUCAACGCAUCCUGCAACCUGUCACUCUCUUCCCGAGUUGCUAUCAUCGGCGCCAAUGGUGCUGGUAAAUCUACACUCAUUAAGAUCCUGACAGGCGAAGUCACCCCACAGGACGGAAAGGUUGAGAAGCACCCCAACUUGCGUAUUGGAUACAUCAAGCAGCACGCUUUGGAGCACGUCGAGAUGCACUUGGAGAAGACGCCCAACCAGUACCUCCAAUGGCGUUACGCAAACGGUGACGAUCGCGAGGUGUUGAUGAAGCAGACUCGUGUUCUUACUGAGGAAGACAAGGCGCAGAUGGACACCUUGAUCGAUCUUGGCGACGGCAGCGGCGGACGCAAGAUUGAAGCCCUGAUUGGUCGUCAGAAGUACAAGAAGACCUUCCAGUAUGAGGUCAAGUGGAUGCACAUGCUCCCCAAGUACAACACCAUGAUCUCGCGCGAGACCUUGUUGGAGAGGGGCUUCCAGAAGCUCAUCCAAGAGUUCGACGACCACGAGGCAUCCCGCGAGGGUCUCGGUUACCGUGUCCUCGAGCCCAAGGUUAUCUCCAAGCACUUCGAGGAUCUUGGUAUGGAUCCUGAGAUCGCCAACCACAACGAAAUCUCUGGUCUUUCUGGAGGUCAGAAGGUCAAGGUCGUACUUGCAGGUGCUAUGUGGAACAACCCCCAUCUUCUUGUCCUCGACGAGCCGACCAACUUCUUGGAUCGCGACUCUCUUGGCGGUCUUGCGGUUGCUAUCCGCGACUACAAGGGUGGUGUUAUCAUGAUUUCUCACAACGAGGAGUUUGUCGGCGCCCUCUGCCCCGAGCAGUGGCACGUCAUCGACGGCAGGGUCCAGCACAAGGGUCACCUUGCUGUCGAUAUGGGCCGUUUCGAGGACUCCCGUCCUGGUUCGUCGGUUGCUAGCAGCAACGUCAGCUCUGCGGCGCCUAGCUCCGCUGGUACACCUAUUGGCUCCGACGUUGAGGGCUCAAAGGACGAUAUGAAGUUCAGGUCCAAGAAGAAGAAGAAGAUGACUAAGAAGGAGGUCAAGGAGCGUGAAGUCAGGCGGAGACUGAGAUACAUUGACUGGCUCAACAGCCCCAAGGGCACACCCCAGCCUCCUAAUACCGAUGACGAGGCCGAGUAGACGAUCUGUUGGUACGACAUGAUAUCUUAGACUUGUUGCAUUGUCCGGCGUUCUAGAGGAUAAAUCCUGGGUUUUGCAUUUCCGCGCUUAUAGAUCAUGACGACUCACGAGGUUGGCAAUUUCUCUAUUUAGCAGACCAAAAGCAUCUUUUAUCACAUUUAUUCGUUGUCUACUUGUCCAACAUUGGUGCCAUAAAGUAACAGUAACACGGCAUGCCUUCCUCUUGCAUGGAAGCAAGCGGUGCAUACAAGCAACCACUGCCUCAAACGGAUAUGUCUGACUCGGUUGUGAAUAAAUGAUAAGUACGGCCAGGGACUGCGCAACGGCGAUCGAAUGCAUGGACUCUCA